GGUUUACUCGAACGCUUUUAACAUGUUUUACUACCCGGCUGUUUUAAACCGUCGCUCAGGAUGUUUCUCUACGAUCUGGCUGGUUGCCACUAAUGGCAUCAAAGUUCCUCGCAGGGAUUUCCUGAAAGUCAACGUGAAAAGGACUUGCGAUGACAUCAUGAACUACGUGCUGGAGCGGGUCGCCCCGCCUCAACCCGGCCUGCCGCGACCCCGCUUCUCCCUCUACCUCUCCUCACAGCUGCAGUACGGCAUCAUUCUGGUCUACCACCGGCAGUGCACCAUCUUACUGGAGGAACUCCAGUCCAUUCUGGGCCAGCUGUUGAAACAACGAAGGUCAGGGAAAAGGGAUCUUUCAAGCCAAAGCAAGUCAGCUGCAGUUCUGCCUGAUGCCCUGAUUCUGAUGGAGAACACAGAACGAGCUCCGGAUCCUUUAUUUGGAGAGAUGCUCCUCCAGGACACGAUGCCCAGCCCGACGCAGCUGAUGCAGAUGAAUUGGGAAACUCUGCGAGAAUCCUCUCCUGAGCUUCUCGAACAGAGCAGCUCAGCUACUUCUUCUUCUCCACAUCCAGAAAAUGGCAUCUCCGCUUCCCCAGAAUCCAUCACUCUGAGCGAGCCGGUAGCCGCCCCUGCCCCCGCCAUAGAGUUUGAUGAGGAAGACUUCACUGAUUAUCUUCCAGAAAUUGUUGCUUUACUCCUGGAUCAGCCGGAUCACUUUCAAGAAGGUUUGAGGAAGAUCUUGUUUCUCAGCUGUAGUGUAAGUUACCAGAUGCUUAAUGGAGGAGCUGCUGCGUUGUCAACAGGAGGUUUGGAGCCAAGACAAGAAGAGAGGAGAGAGAGGGCAAGAGAGAGGGCAAGAGAGAGGGCAAGAGAGAGGGCGAGAGACAGGACGAGAGAGAGGGCGAGAGAGAGGGCGAGAGAGAAGACGAAGGAAAUGACUCCAUCCAUCCCAGACCUGCAGCCGCCCACCGUCUCCAGCGAGGGCCCUGAGCGGCUGCCUCUGGAGGAGCCGGGCCCCUCUGAGGAAGCCCCCUUAAUGCCCAGAGACCAGGUCACCCCGGUGUCGGCGCCCGGCGUCCCCUCACCGCCGUCUGCAGCCCGGCAACGGCGCAGGAGCCCCGAGUUAGAAGAGGUCCAACCUGAGGUGAAAAAGAAGAGGAGGAGGAGGAGGCAGCUGGUGUUCUUUGAUCCGGAGACGCAGCUCUCGGAGACGGAGCAGCAGCAGCAGAUUGAGGAGCCUCUGAUUGAGACCAGAGCGCUGGCCGUCGCCCCGCCUCCGUCUCACAGGGUCAUUCCUGCCGCCGACCUGCUCAGCAAUCCCUGCUGCUUUUUGCCUGAGGAGAUUCUGUCUCUGUGGAGACGGGCGGCGGUCGUAACGCCGCUGUCGGGGCCCGACCUGCAGGUUGGGGACAGGGGGCCCGAGUCCACCGACUCGGAGCGCGAGCGAGAACGGGAGGCGAUGCAGGAGGCGGCAGCAGAGGAGCAGAGAACCGACGAGAUUUCCACAGAGGUCCAGAGAGCAAUGGAGGAAUCUGAGAUGAUGACAAUUUCAGCUGAGUCUGCUCCAUCUCUGGAGGGAUUGGACCAGCGGGAGGCGUCUCGAGACGGUUCUUCUCUGUACACGUCGGAGAGAGAAUGGUCCACCGUCUCCACGACGCUGCAGGACAUCCCAGAGGCGGUGGACGAGAGGAUUGAAGAGUCGCCAGUGGAAUCCCCUCGGUUGCUGCCGGAGUCGGCGGACUUUGAAAACGAGCCGGUGCUUUUUCAGUCGGUUUUGCCGUCUGGAGCCAACCGCAGGACAGUCAGCGGCAUUUUUCAGAGGCUGCUGGAGAAUUUAUCGUUCAACAGGAUUUCCGCUGAGCAGGCAGAGCCGUAUGGAGACAUCCAGAUCCUCCCCGGGCCCAGAUAUGAAGAACUGGAUCUGCCUUCAUAAUCUGCUCCCAGCUGAGACUCUUGAGGAUUUCCGAGUUCACUAUUUCAACCACUGCAUAGUUUUAAAAGUUGCAUGAUUUCCAAUUGAUCCCUUUAUUAUGUAUUACUAGAAUGAGUUUUGUGGUUCUAAAGUUCUUCUUUCAUUAAGCAAGGGAAGAUUUGCAUCAGUUUUCUGUGUUUCUGGUGGUUCUCGUAGGUUUUACGAACGACAUGAGAUCUAAUCUGAAUCCUAAAUUUGAUUCUCUUUUGUUCCAGCUUUCAUAUUUGAAAUCAAAGCUCCCCGAUUCUGUGUUCCUUUCAACAAUAAAAUGCAUUUCUGUUGAA
Molecule: messenger RNA, 2253 nt
Organism: Gambusia affinis (western mosquitofish)
Lineage: Eukaryota; Metazoa; Chordata; Actinopteri; Cyprinodontiformes; Poeciliidae
Product: meiotic recombination protein REC8 homolog
Exons: 16
Coding region: 23-1930 (635 amino acids)
Biological process (GO): synaptonemal complex assembly; replication-born double-strand break repair via sister chromatid exchange; mitotic sister chromatid cohesion
Cellular component (GO): cohesin complex; synaptonemal complex
Molecular function (GO): chromatin binding; protein binding
Source: RefSeq, a predicted model, not a curated record